ACACUACCUGCCCAGCACCACACAACAGAAAGGGUUAGACAGUGGAGCUAAACAACCAGAUAUUUUCCUAAUGAAUUAAACCAACACAUAUCUGAAAGGAGAGUUACAAAAGUAAUCCUCCAAAUGAAUGCUGAUGUUGCUUCUUAUCUGCUGGAUGUGUAAAUGGGCAAGGGUCACCUCAAAACUGUUGGCUAACUAAGCACCUUUCAGCAGCAUAUUGCAGGCAAAGCGCAUCCAGGAAAAUAGGCUGGCAGUGGGAAAGUGUUGCUGCAGAAAUGUGGAGAUGAGAUGAGAGAGGCCUGGGAGAUUUUACUCUUCUCCAGUAACUAUUUACUGGGCAGUCCGUGCCUGUGACAUCAGAACCUAGACUAUAUAAAUGAAUGGAGGUUGGUAGCUUUAAUAAAUACAUGUACACUUCUCCAGAGGAGGAGAAGAAGGGAGGGAGCGUGGACAAAGGGAGGAACACAGAAGCAGAGGUGAGGAAGAUGGACAGAAGAGGCACCCAGGUGGUUUGCUCUUUGCUGUUGUGUAUCAUCACUCAGGCGGGGUGCCAACAGUGUACUGGGCCAUGUCGGUGCACGCCCAGCCUGCCACGCUGCCCUGUUGGUGUUCCUGUGAUGUUAGACAGCUGCGGAUGCUGCCAGGUGUGUGCUAGGCAGGAGGGUGAGGCCUGCACCGACCGGCUGCCCUGUGACAGCCACCGAGGGCUCCAGUGCGACUACAGCGCCAGCUUCCCUGGAGGGCCGGGACGGUGUGUCGGUCAGAACGAGCUGGGCUGUGAGAUAAACGGCCGGAGGCUGGAGGAGGGGCAGCUAUUUCAACCUUCCUGUGCCCAGCUCUGCCACUGCCUGGGGGGAGGGGUGACCUGCGUGCCCAUGUGCAGCGAAGAUCUGCACAGGCCCACUGAGAAGUGCCCCAGCCCCCAGCUGGUACAACUGCCAGGGCGCUGCUGCAAAGAGUGGGUGUGUGAUGGCCUGGACAACAGCAUUUCUUCAAAUCCAUCAGCAGCAGAGCAUACGCCUCAGGACUACGGGGGUGGGCUGUCCAGCCCGUUGCUUGGCUCGAUCUCCAACUGUAUUGGGUGGACCUCAGACUGGAGCCCCUGCUCCCACAGCUGUAGCCCAGGUGUCUCCACCCGCACCACAAACCGGAACUGGGCUUGUCGGCUGCAGACUGAGACCAGACUGUGCCAGAUCAGACCGUGCCAGGCUUUGCAGUUGGGCCUCCCAAGACUGCAGCCGGGUUCGGGGGUGUGCGAGAGCAGCUACACUUCACCUGUGUCCAUUCAGCUGGAACAGCAGGGCUGCCGGAGCACCCGAGCCUACCGUCCCAGGUUCUGUACCUUGACCUGUCCGGAGGGACGCUGCUGCAGCCCCUCACACACCAGGACAGUGUGGAUGCUUUUCCGUUGCCCCCAGGGCAGGCUAAGCCAGCAGCAGGUGAUGAAGAUUGAGUCCUGCUCCUGCAGCAUCUCCAACUGCCGCCCAUCUCCGGCCACAGCUGCCCGGAGUGUCCUUCCAUGGCAGUGAGCAUGCAUGGGAAGGUCCCAUCUGAGGAAAGUGACCAAACAUAUACACCUGAUAGUGGAGGUGGUGUUUAAAAAUUAUGAA
This is a messenger RNA of Etheostoma cragini (Arkansas darter), 1610 nucleotides long. Its product is annotated as CCN family member 5-like. Gene Ontology annotation, biological process: signal transduction; cell adhesion. The transcript is spliced from 6 exons. The record is from RefSeq and is a predicted model, not a curated record. The coding region runs from base 381 to 1529 and encodes 382 amino acids. Lineage: Eukaryota; Metazoa; Chordata; Actinopteri; Perciformes; Percidae. Gene Ontology annotation, molecular function: heparin binding; integrin binding. Gene Ontology annotation, cellular component: extracellular region; extracellular matrix.